GCAGUACGCUUACGGCACUUUUGCAUGGGAGGUGCGUACUAGUAGCUGUCAAAAAAUUCUCUCCAACUUGUGUUUGUGUUUUGGAAAAAUUUCGUGGAUUUUCUUGAUGAAUCCCUGGUAAAUCUUGAGAAGUUGCUCUGCAUCUGUGUAGUGUGCCAUAUUCUCUGAGGUGCUGAGGGGUCGCGUGGUCUGGAGAAAAUGGGGAAUUCUGUGUCUGCUGCUGAGAUUAUCGCAUCGGAAAUCACCCAGAAGGGUGGUGGAAUGAAGAAUCCUCAUCAUCCGGUGGAUUAUAGGGGGAAAGAGCCACCUCCGGAGUGUCCAAUGCAUGUGAAGCCUGAGUUGAGGGAAUGCCCGGUGAAUCAUGGGCAAACCGAUGUGAAUCCGCUGAAUAUGAUGCCACCGGCCAAUCAAAAUCCAGCUCCGGAUCAGCCUUUUCCGCUGCCGACCGAGAGGCAGGUGAGUAGCAUCCCGAAGGUGACUGAGGAUGGCUCGAAGGAGUUUUGGGUGUAUCCCAGUCAGCAGAUGUUCUGGAAUGCUAUGCUGCGGAAGGGCUGGCGGUGGAAGAAGGAGGACAUUAAGCAGAAGGAUAUGGAGAAUAUUAUUCGGAUUCACAAUGCCAACAAUGAACAGGCUUGGCGGGAGGUGCUCAAGUGGGAAGCUUUGCAUGCCAAAGAAUGCUCCAAUCCUCGUCUCAAGAGUUUCGGUGGCAAGGCUACGCAGUACAGUCCAAGAGCUCGCAUCCGCAGCUGGAUGGGCUAUGAAUUGCCAUUUGAUAGGCACGACUGGAUCGUGGACAGAUGUGGCAAGGAGGUGCGCUACGUCAUUGAUUACUACGAUGGAGGAGUUGUGGACAAUGACUACAAGUUUGCUCUUCUGGACGUUCGACCGGCCAUGGAUUCCUUCGAGAAUAUCUGGGACAGGAUGGCAGUGGCUUACAUGCGCUGGAAAUAUGAAUAUUUCCAGCGCGAGAAGACAGAAGCCACGGAGUGAAGGGGCUGAUCUCUAAUCCUGCACCGAUAAGUAGAAUUUUUAUUUAUCCUUUGCUCCUUCCUUUUGGUUCCUAAAAAAAUAUAAUUUAAAAAAAAAAUAGCAUUUUUAUAAGAUGCUCCUGAAGAGACUUGCAAUUUAUUUAACAAGACGAACAUUAUUUUUUCCUUGAGUCCGCUUUCCCUAAACUCCCAGAGAUCAGCCACAAGAAAAGAAGAGGAAAAAUCCUCUCAAUUACUAUUAGGACUAUUAGUAUCUCGGAUUGAUUCGUGUAAAUGUACUAACGGAGGAAUAAAUUAAUGAUAAGUGUUCAGUGUUUAGAGAAAUCAA
Molecule: messenger RNA, 1317 nt
Organism: Phlebotomus papatasi
Lineage: Eukaryota; Metazoa; Arthropoda; Insecta; Diptera; Psychodidae
Gene: Cchl
Product: holocytochrome c-type synthase
Exons: 2
Coding region: 199-990 (263 amino acids)
Biological process (GO): cytochrome c-heme linkage
Cellular component (GO): mitochondrion
Molecular function (GO): holocytochrome-c synthase activity
Source: RefSeq, a predicted model, not a curated record